GGGACCAAGAAAAGCCCUCUCUGAAGUAAGAUGUCAGCCAGCCUUUUCCCAGCCCACCAGCGCUCGGGGCUGCUGGAUGAGCUGCACGGCAGAGCCCCGCAAGUGCCCUGCCCCGAGGGACUGCUGGGCACCUCGGUGCUGGAUUUCGUGGCCGACCUCUCCCUGGGCAACCCCCAGGGAGCCCCCGGAGCCGAGGCAGGCCUGGGGCUCUGCGAGGUCACCACCAGGCCUCCCUUCCGGGACAGAGUCCUGUCGCUUCGGGAAGGGAUGGCCCGGGGCUUGCCUCUGGCUGCUUUCGGAAACGGCGAUCCCGAAGACGAAGAAGAGGAGGAAGAGGAAAGGAUGCGCUGCGCUUCCCUCCUGGACAGACCUAGGAGAAAACGGGUCAUCACCUACGCCCAGCGCCAGGCUGCCAACAUACGGGAGAGGAAGAGGAUGUUCAACCUCAACGAGGCGUUUGAUCAGCUCAGGAAGAAGGUGCCCACCUUUGCCUACGAGAAGAGGCUCUCUCGGAUAGAGACCUUGCGUCUGGCUAUAGUGUACAUCUCCUUCAUGACUGAGCUCCUGGACGGAUGUAGCAGACAGGAAGCGAGCUAGAGAGCGCCCGGGCCCGGCGAGACGCGGCUGGGGCCGGGCAUCACCCACGGCAGCGGGCAGGUGGCCUCGGCACUUCCCUCUUGGGGAAACAGAUCCGUCCAUGGCUCCUGCCUCGGCUUCUCACACUGCAGCCAGGACCGUGCAGGUGUGGGAUGCAAAACCGGGAGUGUUUGCAGAAGUGUGGGCUGAGGUCGGGAGCAGUUGGGGAGAAGAUGGAUGGAGAGGCUCAGUGUGUUGCAGAUUUGUUAAUAUUUAUA
Taeniopygia guttata (zebra finch) is the source of this 854-nucleotide messenger RNA. It is a transcript of the gene FERD3L, whose product is annotated as Fer3 like bHLH transcription factor. NCBI's taxonomy places the organism in Eukaryota, Metazoa, Chordata, Aves, Passeriformes, Estrildidae. The record is from RefSeq and is a predicted model, not a curated record. Gene Ontology annotation, molecular function: RNA polymerase II transcription regulatory region sequence-specific DNA binding; DNA-binding transcription factor activity, RNA polymerase II-specific; protein dimerization activity. Gene Ontology annotation, biological process: regulation of transcription by RNA polymerase II; developmental process.